Messenger RNA from Helianthus annuus (common sunflower), 1275 nucleotides. RefSeq lists its product as uncharacterized. Bases 1 to 1275 code for a protein of 424 amino acids. The transcript has a single exon. The record is from RefSeq and is a predicted model, not a curated record. Lineage: Eukaryota; Viridiplantae; Streptophyta; Magnoliopsida; Asterales; Asteraceae.
AUGAAGUUUAUGAAGGAUAUCCAGAAAGAUAAUGAAGUCCGGGACAAAACGUCUGAAGCAAUGCAGAAGCAGUUGGGGCAGUUAGCAGAGGAUCUAGCCCAGCUGAGAAGAGAUCCAGGUAAGUUGCCAAGUACUACCACAGUGAAUCCAGUACAUCAGUCAUCUAGCUCGAAAAAUGGAAGAAAUGUGCACAUCAACGCGGUAAGUAUUCUUCCGACUUCUGAAAUUGGUAGUGUCACAAUUACUCCACCAUCACAAUUAGUUGAGGAGGUGGUGGAGGAUGUUGGUAAUAGAUUGGAUUCGCAACAUGAUCGGGACCCACCAAGGGAUGAGAGGUGGGAAAGUUUUAAACAAGCUAAAAUUAAUCUACCCUUACUCGAUGUGAUUAAAGAUAGUCCCGAUCAUGUGGAGUGUUUGAUAGAGUUAAGUACCCAAAAACGACUUCACAAGUUUCCUAAAAAACUUGAUUUGACUUCAAAUGUGAAUGCCGUUUUGUUAGGUACCCUUCCCCCCAAACUCCAAGAUCCAGGAGCACCCAUUAUUUCCGUACAAGUGGGUGAAUUUAAAAUAGAGAGGGCACUGUUGGAUCUUGGAGCGUGUGUUAGCAUCCUACCAGGGAGUCUGUAUGACCAAUAUGAUUUUGGUCCAUUACAAAAGGUUAACACCACCGUGGUGUUGGCUGAUCAAACUCCCAUGUGUCCGAGGGGAAUUGUAAGGGAUGUAAUUGUGAAGGUAGAAGAGUGUUACUACCCAGUUGACUUCUUAGUGCUUGAUUGUACCAUAAGUUCAAAGAACACGCACCCUCCAGUCAUUCUGGGUAGACCGUUCUUAGCGACUGCUCAUGCGAUUAUCAAUUGUGUUGAUGGAACAGUAAGUAUGAAGCUUGGUGACCGUGAAUUACGGUUAAAUGUGUUUUCAGAUGCCACUAAUCCUCCCAUUUCAGGUGAACGCUCAAAAGUUGAAAAUGGUGAUGAAAAUGUCUCUCCUGCAAAGGAGAUUCAAACCAAACAGGAGUGUUUAUUGGUUGACAGGUUUGAAGUGGCAGGAAGCGAAGCAGUAAGGAAAAAGGAAAGUGUGGCGCAUGAGGAGUGUAAAACAGACAAAGGGAAGCUACGAGGGAAGAAGAAGACAAAGAAGCCGCCUGAGUGUGAUAAUGCAAAACGGAGGUUAAAGUUAUUUGGUCCAAUGUGGAAAACAAUGGACGACUUACCGGAGCACUGGCGGAGUACAUACGUAGAGGCCAUGGGACACAAACAUCCCACUCGACCACCAUAA